UGGACGUUUGGUCUGCGUCGUCGCGCUAGUUUACACAAAAGGUGAAGAAAAAAUGUGAAAAAAAUUUGCAAAGAAGAAAAAAUUCACAAAAUGUUUUCAGAAAAUAUAAUAAAAGUCUUUAAGCAAAUAUAAUUUCCAGCUGCGCAUUGCUACAGUGGUUACAUUUGCAGUUGAAAAUUACAUUUGGUGUCCGCAGGCAAACUAAAACCAAACAAUCAAUAACCAUUAAUAUCAACGAAAGGUUUCAUUCCACAGCCGAAGGUGCUCCCGCAUACACACGAAUACAGAAACUUCCACGCACGGGAGCAAAAUCGACCGCAAAGACGUUGUGGUGUGAGCGGUGGCUGCGGUUGCUCCGCAUACGGAGUUGAAGCCACAGAAAAACACCACAAAAACCACACACACGCACACACGUGUCCGACGAUCCGACCGUUAAGCGUCAACCAUGAACGUGAUGCGUAAAUUACGUGGCAAUAACAGUGCCGCGGGUGGCUUACCCACAGCCGGUGCGGCAGGUGCCACCGCUAAUGGCAAUAUAACGGGCAGCAGCAACGCAGGCGGUGCACGUGUCGGCGAUGAGAUAACCGCCGCCACAGAUGCACGCAUACAAAUCAGUUUACACACACUAAAGCAGCUCUUCAACGAGUACACACAUCCGAAGGAGGCGCUCAGCGAGCACGAACGGGACAUGAAGCUGUAUCAGAUGCUGCCGUUAUUUUGCAAGGUCUUCAGCACAUGCCCGGCCGCGGAUAUGAGCGAAAAGUUCUGGGAUGUGGUGGCCUUUUGUCAGCAAGUUUCACGUCUGAUGGUCAGCGAGAUACGGAAACGUGCCUCCAAUCAGAGCACCGAGGCGGCGUCAAUAGCGAUUGUUAAGUUUUUGGAAAUCGAAACGACGGAGGAGACGAGCAGCGGCUGGAUGUUGCUGUCCACAUUGAAUUUGUUGGCCAACGGCGAUGUGUCGUUGAUACAGGUGAUGACAGCAGCCGCCGUGCCGUCUACGCUCGUCAAAUGUCUGUAUUUGUUCUUCGAUCUGCCCGUUGUGGAGGACGAUCCGCCGCCGGGCAUUGGCGAGUCGGCGAGCGACUUUAACGCCUUCGAGCGUCGCACGCUGCUGCAAAAGGUCUUUGUACAGCUGCUGGUUAAGCUCUGCUCGUAUCCCUAUCCGGCGGAGGAGUUGGCGCGCAUGGACGAUCUGACGCUGCUCUUCUCGGCCAUCACGUCGCCGUGUCCGACGCAUAAUAUUGUUUGGCGUAAAAACGCAGCGGAAAUAUUGACGACCAUCUCGCGACAUGGCCUAACCGAUGCCGUUGUUAGUUAUAUACAUUCCAAAGGCUGCAUGGCGCUGUGCGUGGAUAAUAUGCAACGUUUGAGCUUCGGCAAUCCGCUGGAAAUUGUCGAGAUGUUUGUUACCGUUUUUUGCUUCCUAAAGGAUUCUAGUCAAGUAUCACAAAUAUUAUUGGACGAUUUCAAAGCAUCACAGGGAUAUCUGUUUCUCAGCGAUUUUUUGCUCAAAUUCGACACAACGCGUACCCAUUCCAUUGAAGUGCAGGCGGCCAUACGCAAUCUCGUCCUCAUGAUCUCCUCGCUUUGCAUGUGCGGCUUUAAUGAGUUACGUCCGCCACAAGUGCAGAAUACACUCUUCAAAAUGCAGAACUUUCAAAUGCCACAGGCGAGCUCACGUGAGACUUGCGUACGCAACAUCUACGCAUUCCAAGUGCUGCAGACGGUCUUCCUGAAGUCCACCUCGCCAGCGCUUUGCUGCACCAUACUCGACGCCAUAUCGCGUGUCUAUCACUCGGAGAACGCCAAUUAUUUCAUACUCGAUUCGGAGAAUACGCUCAGUCAGUUCACGGAGCGCAUACACCUCAAGGGUCCACAGAUACAGGAGAAAUUCUUUGAUUUGCUCGAGUUCAUUGUGUUUCAAUUGAAUUUUGUACCAUGCAAGGAGUUGAUAAGUCUCUCAUUGCUGCUAAAGAACAAUCAUUCGAUUAGCUGUAGCAUACUGUGCUUGAAGACGCUACUGAAUAUACUGCGACACAAUGCGGUCUUCAAGGAGGUCUAUCUUGAGGUCGGCAUACUUGAGGUGUUUGUCACGUGCUUGAAUCGUUAUGCCGAUCACGUGCGUAAGAUAACAAAAUGCGAUGAAAGCGUUGUUGUUGUGCCGACGGCGGAUGAUCUAGAGGAUCUCACCGAUACGCUGGGCAAACAUGUGCUCGAAGCGCUCACCAUACUGCUGAGCGGUAAUAAUAAUAACGCGAAUGUGUUUCGUGAAUGUGGCGGCGCUAAAUGUACACACGAUUUGGUGAAAUUCAAACACUGUCGUCCGCAAGCGUUGGGCAUCAUACGAGAGCUGAUACUGUCGGCGGGCGGUGAUGAUGACAUGCUCUUCAUACUCUCCGUCAUGCAUGCGGUGCCACCAUAUCAGGUGGAGUUCAAAAUACAAAUACUCAACAUGCUUCUCGGUUGCUUGAAGGACUCGCACCGCACGCGUACUGUGUUCCGCAAGGUGGGCGGAUUCGUAUAUCUUACCAGCGUUUUCGUCUCGCUUGACGGCAAAUUGUGCGAUGAGCCGUUGGCGAAUGUAGAGCCAGACGCGCAGUUGAUUACACAGGAUGAUUUGAUAUUAUUGCUGCAAAUCGUUUGUCAGACGCUGGCGACGGCGAUGCGUUUCGAGCCGGCGAACGCGAAAUUCUUUCAUCAAGAGAUUUGCACCGCCUCGCUGUGUGACACGCUGCGGCUUUUGGGCUGUUUCGGCAGCGCCACUGAGCUACAUGACUUCAAGGGCGAGUUCAAGAAUGACAACGCCAUGCAGAAGUACUUUCACGAGGUCUUCGCGGGUGACAUAUUGAAUUUUAGCUUCAACUCGGACCUACCGCGCUCCUUGUCCUACGUCUGCGUAGUUUACCGCCUACUAUACAGCAUCGCGCUGGACAAUUUUGAAACACCAAAUUUGGCCGGCGUCAUAACGCUCUUCAGCGACACACACACGCGUUCGCCCAGCAAAGAGUUGCCGCCAGCACAUCCAAAUCAAUUGAAUCUGACACAGCCCACACCAGAGCCGCGCAUUGUGCAUCCCGGCGUUGUGCUCUGCAUGCUGCAGCUACUGCCGAGCAUUGAGCAUGAGACAAGCGGCAUAUUAGCGCUGAAUCUACAGGUUUAUCUCAGCGAGAUCAUAAAGUCUUUGGUGCGCAAUGAACGCAAUCAACAAAUCAUGUGCGACUAUGGGCUCGCCGAGCAGCUGUUGAAGAUUGCACGCAAUGCGCUCUCCGAGGAAGCUAAUCCGCUGCACGUGUCCAUGCAGUAUGUGUUGGAGCGCUUGGCUGCACAGGCUUUACAGCCCACAGAGCUGCGUGAGUUUCUGCGGCUUGGCGAACCGCUAUCUUGCGCCGACAUUGACUUACGCACACCCUACCGCAUGGGCGGGCCCGUACCGUUGACACGUAUUAAGACGCUGGUUUCAAUGACAACACCGCGUGAUUUUCGCGCGCACGGCUCGAGCACGCUGCCGCCCUUUGUGGAAAUGGAUAUGUCUGCGGAGGGUUUCGGCUGUUUGUAUUUGCCUUCGUUGGCGCCACAGGCUACCGCCACCACCGGUGGUACUAUCGACGCCAACACCAUUGGCGGUAUUGGCGCUGGAGAUCGCAUAUUUCCACCACAAACGGGACUCUCAUACUCCACUUGGUUUUGUGUGGAGAAGUUUUCCGAUCCCAAAACAGAUCCACAUUGCGUGCGUCUGCUGACGCUGGUGCGCACCAUACACAAUCCGCGCGAAGAGAACUUGGUCUGUCUGUCCAUAUUGCUGUCGGCGCGUGAUAAAGCGAUUGUAGUGUCCACGCAAGAAACGCUUGUGACGCCAAGCAAAAGUCUUGGCGACUGGGAACCCGAAGGUUCAGACGACGGCAGCGCACGCAUUUGGUGUCCCGAUUUGCUGCACGAGGGCCAAUGGCAUAAUCUGGUGGUAGUACUCAAUCGCGCUGUUUUGAAAAACUCUAGUCUCUCACUUUACUUGGACGGCACACCCAUGCACACACAGAAGCUACAUUACAUUUCACAAAACCCCGGCGCUGGCUCCGUCAAUCUCGCCGUGGCCAGUCAAGUCUACGGCUACAUUGGCACACCGCCGAUUUGGCGCCGCUAUUCACGUCUCUGCUGGAAGCAGGGCGUCUGCCACUUGCUGGAAGACGUGCUCACACAACAGACUGUGCACACCAUCUACAAUCUGGGACCGCAUUAUAUGGGUUCACUGCAAGCGCCACAACUGGGUAAGCAAAGCGAGCCGCUGCCGCCCUUAGUGCCAGAAGAUCGUGUGCUCUUGGGUCUGAAUGCUAAGGCGGUGUCACAACUCACUCUAGUAAAGAUACGCAAGGUUUACAGUCGCGUGGAUAACAAGUCCAUCGCCAAAGUAUUGGGCAUGAAUUCGCAUGAGAAUGCCACGCCGAUCAGAAUUCUACACAAUUCCGCUGGUCACUUGGCAGGCGCUGGACGCUCACUCGGCGGCGUAGUUGUCGGCUAUUUGGGCGUGCGCGUCUUCAGUCCACACCCCGUCUCCGCCAUGAUCGACACUGUCGGCGGCUGUAAUGUUUUGCUGGGCAUCAUCGCCAUGGCGCAGGAUGUUGAAUCGCUCUACGCCGGCGUGAAAGCGCUCACCUGUGUGGUGCGUAGUAAUCGCGCAGCGCAAAGCGAAAUGGAUCGCAAACGUUGCUAUCAAACGUUGGGCAUGUUCUUCAAGAAGAAGAAGAAUCUACUUAACUCACACAUACUACAUUUGACAUUUGGGCUCGUCGGCACUGUGAGUAGCGGUCAAGACAUGUCGGCCAUACCGAAUGUUACCGCAUUCCAGGAUCUACUCUGCGACCUGGAAAUUUGGCAUAAUGCGCCAAAUGGUUUGCUGCGCUCCCUGCUGGAACAUCUGCUCGAACUCGCUAUUGAAUCGAACGAGAAGAAACAGAAUGUGAAGAUUAUGGGUAACUUGCAGCUGCUUAAUAAGCUGCUGCACAUCAUUAUCGACAUACAGGAUCACUCGACGCGCGAAAUACUCUUCAAUCUAAUUGAGACUUUGCUCGGCGGUCAGCCGCGUCACAGCGAUCUCUUGCUCUUCGGCCAGUACAUCGCUGCCAAGCUACCGAAAGCGGAACAAGUCGAGAAAGCGCUCAUAUUGCCGAGCAUGCGCGUCACAGCGGGCAUUAACGGUAAUGCUGCUGGUGGUAUGAGCGAGCACGAACUCAUGGCGCAGAACAUUUAUCUGCGCAACCGCUGCCUCUCGCUGCUGCAUGGUUUGCUCUUCACGCCACGCAACACGGUGAACUAUAUCAUCUGCGAUGACAUCUCCAAGACGCUGGGCAUGGAUUGGCUGCUGCUCUUCAUGCAGCCGCAUGUACACUUCACUACCGUUAUAAUUGCGGUGCGCAUACUGGUCGUCGUCUGUGCCAACGAGAAUUUCAUGGUACGUUUUCGCGACUCCACACACAAUGGCGGCUACUUGCGCUUCACGGAAAUGGUGUCGCAGAAGAAAAUGUUGGCGCUGGGCGCGCCGCAGCUGAAUACGGGCACGCAGAGCAGCGCUGGCUCGGUGAUUGUGACCACCGCCAAUGUUAUACAGCAUCUGCCGACGCAGAUUGCCGGCGAAGUGCGUACUACGGCGCUGAGCAUACCAGGCUAUCAAAUGCUCGAAUGGCUGCUCACGCAUCAUCUCGACGUGCCCGAGCUAUAUUUCCUCAUCACCGCCUUGAUUAUGGGUCAACCGGUGAAAAUGAUGGCCAGUGAGCAUACAAAAUUCGACUUGGAUCGCGUACGUCACUUUCUGUGGGGCACACCGCCCUCCUCGAAUGCGCCGCUACCAAAAAUGAACGUUUGCCCCGAAGCGGUGUGCGUGCUGCUCGGCAUGGUGCGCGCUAUUGUGCACGCUACAGACUGCGCCAAAUGGCUCAAUAGCCAUCCUGAGACAAUAAUUCAGCUGCUCUUCAACUUGUAUCAGAAUGUCACCGAUUUUAUGCCGGUCAUGAUGUCUGGCGACGUGAUCACCUCAUUGGUUGCGGUGCUAUUCCCCAACUCGAAGAACGCUGGCAAUGAUUCCGAACCGAAUAGCGGUAAUUCAACACCCACCGACAACGGCACGGGCGCUUACUUGCUGCACGCGCAUAGCAUAACCAGCGCACCGGCGCAUAAGCUGACGCAGCAUCCGGUGCGUAAAUGUAUCAUCGAUUUUCUACGCGUAAUUGUGGUCGAUUCGCUGAGCUUGAAUAUGCAUGGCAAGACAACGCCCGUCAUCGACCUGGUGUUUGACGCUUCACCCGAGUCCGCGGAGAUGACGUUGCAAGUUGAGUAUCAGACAGAAAUUAUUACCGCUUUGAUGGAGCAUCUGCUAGCCGCGGAUGUAUUGGUGGGCGAACAGGCCGCACUGUCCAUUGUGCCGUUGCUGCAGAGUCAUACCCAGCAUAUAGCGCCCAAUGUAUUCUACUUCACAGCGCGCGUGGUGGAUAAAAUGUGGCAAGGUUGCCUAACACGCAAUCCACAUGACAUUUUCGACUUUGUGAUCAAGUUGAUAGCGCAAGCGAAACGUCGCUCUUCCUCCUUGACAAUCGAGCAGCUGCAUCACUCACUCAAUCGCACCAUACUUUACUUGCUGUCGCGUCCCACAGAGUCCAUAACGGAGCAGAUGAGUGUGUUGGAGGCUUUACAUAACAUUAUCACGCAUCGCUUGCUCAUUUUUGGCGCCGGCAAUCACGAGUUGGAGUUCAUCGGUUGUCUCACUUAUUGCCUGCUGCAAUUAACUUCGGAUAUGAAGAUUAUUUUGGAACCGGCAACCAGCCGUAAUACCACGUGGCAUGUAAAUCCACAAACCGACACCGUCGAACCGAAAGAUGAGGAUCUCAAUCAGCUUCAGGGUCGCAAUUUGAUUGUGGGCGCCGCUUUUCGCGUCUGGGAGGAACUGUAUGUUUGCAAAAAGCCCGCCAUUGAGGAGGUCUUCAAAGUUACGCUUACCCCACCGCCACCCAGUUCCAAAGCGCCUGAUUUGCAGAGCACACGCGAGCAGGUUAUGGAGCUAGCCUCUAAACUCUGGUUCAAUUAUGUCGAUGCUGAGCGUAAGGCCACGUACCGCAUCCCCUGGGAGAUACACAAUCAGAUACAGUCGAAAAUACAGAAAGUUACAGGUGGCUUGACGCGCCUGGCGAGCCGUACGAAAGUCAAAAAGGACGAGCUCGUGCGCACUAAAUCGACAAUGAGCAAAGAGAACGCCUUCGAUUGCACAGGCAUACAUGUGCAAUUGAUAAAGGACCUUUGGGAGUUGCGCUGCAAGCAGUACAUACAAAUGCAACAGCAUACACAACGUUACGUCUACCAAGACUGGACACAAUCGGAGACGGAGUUGACACGCGAACGCGGUCUGUGGGGUCCGGAGGGUAGUUCCUCGCUGGAUAAAUGGAUAUUGGAUACGACAGAAGGACCGCAUCGCAUGCGCAAGAAGACAAUGCGCAACGAGCUCUUUUAUUUGCAUUAUCCCUACAGACCAGAAAUCGACUUGCCAGAUAAUCGUCAAUUAAAAUACAAAGUUGCCACCAGUUUGGAUAGUAAAAUCUACUACACACAUUGUCAGCAACCGCCUCGCAUACUCUGUGAAACCGAAUCACUACAACAACAACACUCAAUACAACAACAAUACUCAGUGGACGCAAACAAUGCGAAGCAUGCACAUGCCGCGCAGCAUCAAAAUUCCGAAACGCAGGCGAGCGGUGGCACACCACCACCACCACACUCACCCACAGAGGUCGCCGCGAAAAGUUUACAAAAUCCACAAGAAUCCAUAGACACGGGCGUACCCGAAGAAGAUGAGGAAGAGGAGGACACCUCCAUGAUGUCCGACAAUGAAACAUUCCUGCGGCUGCUGGAGGAGCAGGAGAAAAUCUCAUUCAUGUUUCGUUGUGCGCGCAUACAGGGUUUGGACACCUUCGAGGGUUUGUUGUUGUUCGGCAAGGAGCACUGCUAUAUAGUCGAUGGUUUCACAUUGUUAAAGAAUCGCGAAAUACGUGACAUUGAUACAUUGCCACCCGGCGCCUACGAGCCCAUCAUACCGAAUUCGGGUGGGCCGACGCGCACGCAGAAGGCGCGUCAGUGUUCGAAAUUUGCUUAUGAGGAGAUUCGAGAAGUGCAUAAACGUCGCUAUUUGUUGCAGCCAAUUGCUUUGGAGGUCUUCUCGGAGGAUGGGCGCAAUUAUUUGUUGAGCUUUCCACGUAAAGUGCGGAAUAAGGUCUAUCAACGCUUCAUGGCGCAGGCCACCGCGAUUAACGAUAAUGCACAGCUGUCGGUGGCGGGUCAAAAGCGCACCGCAAGCGUAGAGCAGACAUCGGGCAUUUUCAGUAGUCUCAUUGGCGAGACGUCGGUCACGCAACGUUGGGUGCGCGGCGAAAUUUCCAACUUCCAAUACUUAAUGCAUUUGAAUACGCUGGCUGGCCGCUCCUACAAUGAUCUCAUGCAAUAUCCAGUCUUCCCUUGGAUAGUCGCUGACUAUGAAUCGGAAGAGUUGGAUUUCUCCAAUCCGAAGACAUUCCGUGACUUCUCUAAGCCGAUGGGUGCGCAGUCGGAAGAGCGCUUAGAGCAGUUCCAGAAGCGUUUUAAGGAGUGGGACGAUCCGCACGGUGAGACGCCACCCUAUCAUUAUGGCACCCACUACAGUUCCGCUAUGAUUGUUUGCUCAUAUUUGGUGCGUUUGGAACCAUUUACACAGCACUUUUUACGCUUGCAAGGCGGUCACUUCGAUUUGGCCGAUCGCAUGUUUCAUAGUAUACGAGAGGCAUGGCUCUCCGCUUCCAAAUUCAAUAUGGCCGAUGUGAAAGAGUUAAUACCGGAAUUUUUCUACCUACCGGAGUUUUUGAGUAAUGGCAAUAACUUUGAUUUGGGCACAAAGCAGAACGGUGAGACGUUGAAUCAUGUCAUACUACCACCUUGGGCCAAACAGGAUCCACGCGAGUUUAUACGCGUGCAUCGCAGAGCCUUAGAGUGCGAUUAUGUUAGUCAGAAUCUGCAUUUGUGGAUCGACCUCAUAUUUGGUUGUAAGCAACAGGGCCCCGCCGCCGUGGAGGCAGUGAACGUUUUCCAUCAUCUAUUCUACGAGGGCAAUGUGGAUAUUUACAACAUCGACGAUCCGCUGAAGAAAAAUGCCACCAUCGGCUUUAUCAAUAAUUUUGGUCAAAUACCCAAGCAGCUAUUCAAAAAGGCGCAUCCAGCGAAGAAAAUGUCCAACUCACGGCAUUCCACACUAAUCGAUCCGGGCGCUUUAAUACAGGGCAAUACCACCGUUUUACAAUCGGAACGUCUAUUCUUCCAUAAUUUAAAUAAUCUCAAACCGAGCCUGCAGCCAAUUAAGGAACUGAAAGGACCCGUUGGUCAGAUAUUACAACCAGAUAAGACUGUGUUUGCCGUCGAACAGAACAAGGUCAUGAUGCCACCCUCUUACACGAAGUACAUCGCCUGGGGCUUCGCCGAUCAUUCACUGCGCAUUGGUCUAUACGAUUCCGAUCGCGCUUCAUUCGUCUCCGAGGCGGCCGCACAAAAUUCGGGCGAAAUACUUUGUUGCGCCUGUCCCAAUGGCAAGAUGAUUGUCACCGCCGGCACCAGUUCGGUCGUAACGAUUUGGAAAUUCGAUGCGAAUCGCAAGAGUCUCACUGUGCGGAAUUCGCUGCAUGGCCACACCGAUGCCGUGACUUGUUUGGCGGCAAGCGCCGCUUAUAAUGUCAUCAUUUCUGGCUCACGUGAUGGCACUGCGAUCGUUUGGGACAUGACGCGCUUUACAUUCGUGCGUCAGCUGCGCGGUCAUGCGGGUGUUGUAGCUGCGGUCGCGAUCAAUGAUCUCACCGGUGAUAUAGCGACCUGUUCGGCCACGUGGCUGCAUGUUUGGUCCAUCAAUGGCGAUCCUUUAGCGAUGGUGAACACUUGUGUUGGCAGUGCGGAUCGCAUGCAGCAGAUCUUGUGUGUUGCCUUUUCACAGAUACGUGAGUGGGAUCAAGAGAAUGUGGUAAUCACGGGUUCCACCGAUGGCGUAGUGCGGAUGUGGUCCUUGGAGUACACACAAGUGCCCAUCGAACGUAAGUUGAAGCGCGCCACCGAAGUGAGUUCGCAAGAUCGUCCGGCCAGCACGGAGCGUGAGAAUUCCUGCGAUGGCAAGGAUGAUGGAAAACUGAACAUACUCAAGCAAAUGAAGAGUCUCUCGUUGCAGGACGAAAAUGUUAUCGCCAAAUCUGGUUCGGAGAGUAGCAUAUCAGAAGCUUCGGCGCAUUCACAACACUCCACACAUUCCGACAAGGCUGAGGAGGAGCAGCCAGAGUCAGAGCACAAAGAUAAUAAGGAUGCCGCUGGCCGACGGAAAAGCUCUUUGUCUGGCGCUAAGUCUUUGCACGAAAUGAAAGCAUCGACGGUGGAGGGUGAAAGCAUAGCCAGCAAAUGUGUUGAGGAGGAGGAGCGUACGAUACGUCCUAGUAAAUCAGACACAAGUCUGACGGAUGGCUUCGUUAUGGUGGACAAUGACAAAGUCAAGAGUGAACAGUCGCUGAGAAAAGGCUUCAAAUGGCAACGUCAAUUAAUGUUCCGUUCAAAACUCACCAUGCACACAGCAUACGAUCGCAAAGACAAUGCCGAACCGGCGAGCAUAACAGCGCUCACCGUUUCGAAAGAUCACAAGAUCUUGUAUGUGGGUGAUGCGCGCGGCCGCAUAUUCUCGUGGAGCGUAACCGAACAGCCGGGCCGAGGUGUAGCCGAUCAUUGGCUGAAAGAUGAAGUCACCGAUCAGUGUGUGAAAUGUCACGUGAAAUUCAAUCUGUACGAGCGCAAGCACCACUGUCGCAACUGCGGCCAGGUCUUCUGCAACAAGUGCAGCCGCUUCGAGUCGGAAAUCUCGCGCUUGCGCAUACUCAAGCCAGUGCGUGUGUGUCAGGCCUGCUUUAGUCAAUUACGCGCCAACUCAGUGGAUAAUUAA
Molecule: messenger RNA, 10966 nt
Organism: Bactrocera tryoni
Lineage: Eukaryota; Metazoa; Arthropoda; Insecta; Diptera; Tephritidae
Gene: bchs
Product: WD repeat and FYVE domain-containing protein 3
Exons: 27
Coding region: 446-10966 (3506 amino acids)
Molecular function (GO): protein binding; metal ion binding
Source: RefSeq, a predicted model, not a curated record